UGUAUAGGCGCAGUGAUAUAUAAAAAAAUUACAGACAAUAAGGCGCACAUGAUUUUGAAAAUAAACCAAAAAACUUCAAACGAAUGGAAUCUUCUGCAAAAUGUUACAUGGUCAGCAGAGGGUAAUGACUUUAGUAUUUUUGCUUAUGCUGGCUACACCUUUAUAAUUGCGGUUUGUUUGUUGGACAGACUGAUAAAUUUUAAGAAAGCGUCUACUUCAACGGAUACACUUUUCUUGCGUUUCGGUGUCAUUAUAUUUGUCGUGCAAGGCAUUAUGGUGUUCUAUUCGGUAGAAUAUGUGCCAGACGACAUUAGAAUCAAUGCAAUUGUCUUAGGAACUCUAUCAUUUUUGGUAGCCAUCUUGUUUUUCUUAGAGGAUUGUCUUACCAUCAAAGGAUAUGAAACAUCAAAUAAAAUAAUACAAACAGAAAAGAUUAAACCGAUAUCAUCGAUCCCCUUAAAACAGACAGAUGAUAAUAUACUCCAUACUUAUGUAUAAUUAUGUUAUUAU
Molecule: messenger RNA, 510 nt
Organism: Calliphora vicina (urban bluebottle blowfly)
Lineage: Eukaryota; Metazoa; Arthropoda; Insecta; Diptera; Calliphoridae
Exons: 4
Coding region: 49-498 (149 amino acids)
Source: RefSeq, a predicted model, not a curated record